CUUUGUAACGCAAUGGAUCGCCAAAUCACCGCUGUCCGUCCAGAACAUCGAUUUGACGCUAAUAACCUGAAAAGAUAUCUGUCAGGGAAACUUGACAGCAUUUCAGGCAACAGCACUUUAACUCUGCAGCAGUACAGAGCUGGGCAAUCCAACCCAACGUUUUACAUUGAGACUGCAGAUAAACGUUAUGUGCUCAGAAAGAAACCUCCAGGAGAGCUGCUGCCCGGAGCUCAUAAGAUAGAAAGAGAGUAUGCUGUUCAAAAGGCUCUGUAUUCUGUUGGCUUUCCUGUUCCUCAUUCUGUGCUGUACUGCACAGAUACUCAUGUCAUCGGCACAGAGUUUUACAUCAUGGAACAUGUACAGGGACGUAUAUUCAGGGACUUGAGGCUCCCAGGGGUCAGUGCGGCAGAGCGGACAGCUCUGUAUGUGGCUGCAGUGGAGACGCUAGCCAAACUUCACUCCCUAGAUGUCAGUACACUUGAACUCUUGGGAUAUGGGAAGGGAACAGGUUAUUGUAAAAGACAGGUCUGCACAUGGACAAAGCAGUACAAAGCCUCUGCCCACAAAGAGAUACCAGCCAUGGAUAAACUUUCUGAUUGGCUAAGCCGCAACCUGCCAACCAAUGACAAUGAAGUGUCCCUGGUUCAUGGCGAUUUCCGAAUUGACAACCUGAUAUUCCACCCUACAGAGGCUCGUGUAUUGGCUGUACUGGACUGGGAACUGUCCACUACCGGACAGCCAAUAGCAGACUUGGCCUACUUUCUCAUGCCACACUACUGGCCCAGUCACUACAAAGUCAUCAGCACAAUGGGUGGAGUCACAGGAGUGGAAGGAAUUCCCUCUCCAGAUGACCUUAUCUCCAUUUACUGCCAUUGUCGAGGCAUCCCAAACUCUCUUCCCCAGCAAAACUUCUUCAUUGCCAUGGCUAUUUUCAAAAUGGCUGCAAUUGCACAGGGGAUAUAUGCAAGGCAUUUGUUGGGCAAUGCCAGUUCUCUUAACGCAGCUGAGUUUGAAGAGAGUGUGGAGCCCUUAGCUGAGCUGGGUUUACAGAUCGCCCUUAGCUCCACGUUAGCUAUGCCGAUCUCUAAAGAGCUGUUCAUGCUGUCACCCAAAGGUCAGGCUGUCCUUCAGCAUGUGAAAGAGUUCAUGAGAAAGCAUGUACUUCCUGCCCAACAGGAAGUAAAAGAGUACUACGCCAAGCACAAAGACACACCUGAGAGAUGGCACACACCUGCUGUGAUAGAGAAGUUGAAGGCAAAAGCUCGAGCUGCAGGCCUGUGGAAUUUGUUUCUUCCGGCUGAGAGUGGCCUCUCUCAGCUGGAUUAUGCUCAUAUCGCAGAGGAGACCGGACACUGCUUCUACUCCCCCGAAGUCUUCAACUGCCAGGCCCCAGACACUGGCAAUAUGGAAGUUCUGCACCUGUUUGGCACUGAGGAACAGAAGAGGCUCUGGCUGGAGCCAUUACUAAGAGGAGACAUACGGUCAUGCUUCUGUAUGACAGAGCCGGAUGUUGCUUCAAGUGACGCCACAAACAUGGAGUGCACCCUUCACAAAGACAAAGACCAUUUUAUCAUUAAUGGCAAAAAGUGGUGGAGCAGCGGUGCUGGUAACCCAAAGUGUGAGAUUGCCAUAGUCAUGUGCAGGAGCAAGUCACUGGAUUCAAAUAGUGACAGGCAUGGGCUGCACAGCAUGAUCCUGGUCCCUCUGAACACACCAGGAGUAAAGAAGAUAAGACCGCUUACCGUUUUCGGUCAGGAUGAUGCAAUCCAUGGUGGCCAUUUUGAGAUCCACUUUGACAAUGUGAGGGUUCCUGCUUCCAACAUUCUUCUUGGUGAAGGGCGGGGCUUUGAGAUUGCUCAGGGGCGGCUGGGGCCAGGUAGACUUCAUCACUGCAUGAGGGCUGUGGGACUGGCAGAGUGGGCACUGGAGUUGCUAUGCCAACGCGCAGCCCAUAGACAAGCUUUUGGAAAGAGGCUUUACCAACACGAGGUGGUAGCUCAUUGGAUAGCUGAGUGUCGAAUUGCCAUUUCGCAGUCACGUUUGUUAACACUACAUGCUGCUCACACAUUGGACACACAGGGCAACAAGGCUGCAAGGAAACAGAUCUCAGUCAUUCCUACCUAAUGCGUGAACUGACACUCCAAUAGAUGAUGGAAGAUGUUCAGAAAUCAACUCUGACAGAAUGACCUCAUAAGCACACACACACACACAC
Sinocyclocheilus grahami is the source of this 2212-nucleotide messenger RNA. It is a transcript of the gene acad11, whose product is annotated as acyl-CoA dehydrogenase family, member 11. The transcript has 19 exons. Gene Ontology annotation, cellular component: mitochondrion; cytoplasm. Gene Ontology annotation, biological process: fatty acid beta-oxidation using acyl-CoA dehydrogenase. The coding region runs from base 13 to 2124 and encodes 703 amino acids. Gene Ontology annotation, molecular function: acyl-CoA dehydrogenase activity; flavin adenine dinucleotide binding. The record is from RefSeq and is a predicted model, not a curated record. NCBI's taxonomy places the organism in Eukaryota, Metazoa, Chordata, Actinopteri, Cypriniformes, Cyprinidae.